This is a messenger RNA of Rattus norvegicus (Norway rat), 4902 nucleotides long. Lineage: Eukaryota; Metazoa; Chordata; Mammalia; Rodentia; Muridae. The record is from RefSeq and is a predicted model, not a curated record.
UGUUCAGUCCAUUACCUGAUUUAUACAACAUAAAACUUAAUUUUUUCAAGUAAUAAGAGUGGUUUUAUUUUAAGCAACAGAGAAUUGAAAAAGUACUUAAAACUGUAUUGCUUUUUAAAACAGAGUUUGGGCUGGAGAGGUGACUUAGUGCUUAAAGUGCUUGCUGUCUAGCCUGAAGAUUCUGACCUCCUCAUUAAAGCUGCCUCAGUUAUAAUCCUCCUUUGUAGGAGCACAGACAGGGAGUUCCCAAAGCAAAAGCUACUGACUGACUGCCUCAGUGUGUAAGGUAAAGAGUGAUUGGGGAAGACACAGGAUGCCAGUUUUGGUCGUCCACAUGAAUGCGCACAUGUACAUGGGUAACAAACACAUAGCAGCACACACAUGCAAUAACAUACACAUGUAAAACACCCUGAGUGUGUUGAUUUGCAUCAAUAUCUGAGUAUCUAUUUAGAUACUCCGUAAAACAAUAAGUUUCUCCACCAUUGGGAAGUUAAUAUUGAAAUGAAAGAAACCAUAUGUAACCAGCACAAUUAACUUAUGCAGUGUAUUAAACACAGGUGCUGAGGAGGAAGAAAAGUGAAGUAUGGUAUGUUGGGGUGGGAAGUUACGAGGUGGCUGUGGAAGGCCUCACUGAAGAAUAGCAUUUGAGGAAAAACUUGAAGCAUGGAUGAAAACCAGGCAGAUACCCAAGGGAAGGUCUUACACAAGUAGGAGCCUACAGAGAGCCUGAGGCCAUUGAAACUGUCAUAGGGUAGAGCCUUUGAGAAGGCAGUGGGAAGGAAGGGGUGCUGAGCCAGGAAGGACCUCGUGCACCAGCGGAAGGGUUUGACAUUUCUUCUGACACAAAGUUGUGUUAUGUAUAAAGGAGUAUCGUGGUCUGAAUUACAUUUACUAGAGUCAUUGUUGUUUUGAGAACUCUGCGUGGAGAAGGGAGUGGGGGUAAAAUUUUGCAUGCGCAGCCAUAUGAAAGAGGAUUGCUGGUGAGGGAGCCAGGGCAGGGCUGUCACCCUUAAGGUGCUUUGAGAAAUGACUGGACUUUCGAUAUGUUUUAGCUAGGAAGGCAGAGACUGCAGAAAGAUGCAGACCCCAGGCCGCUUGGUCUGAACAUCUUGAAUGAAGUUAUGAAUGGCCUGUUGCAAAGUGCUCAGAGGGCCUGGCUGAUGGGAAGGUGGUUAAUACCCAAGAGGUAGACAUCAGUACUCCCACUUUGCAGAUGAACGAACGUAAGGUUGCUGCUUCAGGACGGCCACAAUGUGGAGGCGCUGAGAAUGCUGGCUUUAUAUUAUCUGUGUAGGGAAGGGGACAUAGAGAAGGCUGCUGCCAAGCUGGAAAAUUUAGGAAAUGCAUUGGAUGUCAUGGAACCACAGAAUGCUCAACUUUUUUAUAAGAUUACAAUAGCCUUCAGCAGAACUUGUGGACGUAAUCAACUCAUUCUUCAAAAAGUUCAAAGUUUCCUAGAAAAAGCAUUUAGUUUAACCCCCCAGCAAGCAGAAAUUGCUACAGAGCUUGGCUACCAAAUGAUUCUCCAAGGCAAAGUCAAGGAGGCCUGGAAGUGGUACAGGACCGCCAUGACACUGAACGAAAGCAACAUCUCUGCCGUCACCGGACUUAUCCGAUGUCAGUUAAUAGAAGGACAAUUGCAAGAUGCAGACCAGCAGUUGGAGUUCUUCAGUGAAUUCCAGCAGUCAAUGGGAAGAUCUGCGGAAUUAAUGUAUUUGCAUGCGGUUCUUGCUACCAAAAAAAAUAAUCGUCAGGAGGAAGUUAUAAAUUUGUUGAAUGAUGUUGUGAACACUCACUUUUCACACUUGGAAGACCUCCCUCUCGGCAUACAGUAUUUUGAGAAGCUCAACCCUGACUUCUUACUAGAAGUUGUUAACGAGUAUCUGAAUCUCUGUCCAAUUCAGCCUGCAGGUCCUGGGCAGCCUCUCUCCCCAGUCCUCAGACGUUGUUCUUCAGUUCUGGAGACGAUUAUAAGAAGUGUACCAGGUCUUCCGCAAGCUGUCUUCCUAAUGGCCAAAGUGAAGUAUCUGUCAGGUGACACCGAGGCAGCCUACAACAACCUGCAGCACUGCCUGGAGCACAGCCCCUCUUACGCAGAGGCUCACCUCCUGAUGGCGCAGGUGUACCUAUCCCAAGACAAAGUCCAGCUGUGUUCUCAGUCGCUUGAACUUUGUCUGAGCUACAAUUUCAAUGUGAGAGACUACCCACUGUACCACCUAAUCAAAGCACAGUCACAGAAGAAAAUGGGCGAGGUAGCAGAAGCAAUUAAAACUCUGCACAUGGCAAUGAAUCUACCAGGAAUGAGGAGAAGUAGAGCUUCCUCGAAAUCCAAGCACAGAAGUGAAGUGGAUGGGAGCCAUCGCUUAUCCAUCUUUCUUGAGUUGGUGGAGGUUCACCGCUUAAAUGGAGAACAGCACGAGGCAGCAAAGGUUUUACAAGAUGCCAUCCAUGAGUUUUCUGGAACUUGCGAAGAAUUACGUGUCACUAUUGCUAAUGCAGACCUGGCUCUGGCCCAAGGAGAUACAGAACGUGCAUUAAGCAUGCUCCGAAAUGUCACGACCGAACAGCCUUAUUUCAUAGAAGCCAAGGAAAAAAUGGCAGACAUUUACCUGAAGCAUAGGAAAGAGAAAAUGUUGUACAUCACUUGUUACAGAGAAAUUGCUGAAAGGAUGCCCAGCCCCCGGUCUUUCCUGCUCCUUGGUGAUGCAUACAUGAACAUUCAAGAGCCCGAGGAAGCCAUAGUGGCCUAUGAGCAAGCAUUAAAUCAGAACCCAAAAGAUGGAACACUGGCGAGAAAAAUUGGGAAAGCACUUGUCAAAACUCACAACUACUCAAAGGCAAUCACCUAUUAUGAGGCUGCGCUGAAAAGUGGACAGCAGAAUUGCCUGUGCUAUGACCUGGCUGAGCUCCUCCUGAGACUAAAGUUGUAUGAGAAAGCAGAGAAAGUUCUUCAGCAUUCUCUAGCUCAUGAUCCUGUAAAUGAAUUGUCGGCUCUCAUGGUGGAUGGGCGUUCCCAAGUCCUUCUAGCAAAAGUUUACUCUAAAAUGGAGAGACCUGGCGACGCGAUUGCAGCAUUGCAGCAGGCUCGAGAGCUGCAGGCUCGGAUACUGAAGCGAGUUCAGAUGGAGCAGCCAGAUGCGGUUCCCUCACAGAGACACUUCGCAGCUGAAAUUUGUGCAGAGAUCGCAAAACACUCCGCUGCUCAGCGAGACUACGAAAAGGCAAUUACAUUUUAUAGAGAGGCCCUGGUUCAUUGUGAAACGGAUAGUAAGAUAAUGUUGGAACUGGCCCAGUUAUACCUGGCCCAAGAAGACCUUGAUGCCUCCCUCCGGCACUGUGCACUGCUUCUCCAGAGGGACCAGGACAACGAACCGGCCACCAUGCUGAUGGCCGACCUCAUGUUCAGAAAACAGGACUAUGAGCAAGCAGUGUUCCACUUGCAGCAGCUUUUAGAACGAAAACCAGAUAAUUUUAUGACUUUGUCCCGUUUGAUUGAUCUCCUGAGAAGAUGUGGGAAACUUGAGGAGGUUCCGAGAUUUUUCUUGAUGGCUGAGAAACACAACUCCAGAACAAAAUUGGAGCCAGGAUUUCAGUACUGUAAAGGAUUACAUUUUUGGUAUACUGGAGAACCAAAUGAUGCCCUUCGACAUUUUAAUAAAGCUCGGAAAGAUAGUGACUGGGGUCAAAAUGCACUUUAUAAUAUGAUAGAAAUCUGCUUGAAUCCAGACAAUGAAACUAUUGGAGGUGAAGUGUUUGAAAACCUGAAUGGAGACCUGGGCACUUCCCCAGAGAAGCAGGAAUCUGUGCAGUUAGCAGUGAGGACGGCAGAAAAGCUCCUUAAAGAACUAAAACCUCAGACUGUCCAGGGCCGCCUGCAACUCCGCAUCAUGGAAAACUGCUGCUUAAUGGCCACCAAGCAGAAGUCCAGUGUGGAGCAGGCGCUGAACACCUUCACCGAAAUAGCAGCCUCUGAGAAGGAUCAUAUCCCUGCUCUCCUGGGAAUGGCCACCGCUUAUAUGAUCUUGAAACAGACCCCGAAAGCCAGAAACCAGCUGAAGCGGAUUGCAAAAAUGACCUGGAAUCCUAUUGAAGCCGAGGAGCUGGAGAAGAGCUGGCUGCUGCUUGCGGAUAUUUAUAUCCAGUCAGCAAAAUAUGACAUGGCGGAAGAGCUGCUGAAACGGUGUCUGUGCCAUAACCGGUCCUGCUGCAAAGCUUAUGAAUAUAUGGGGUACAUUAUGGAGAAGGAGCAAGCAUACACAGAUGCAGCCUUCAACUAUGAGAUGGCCUGGAAACAUAGCAACCAGACAAAUCCUGCUGUGGGAUAUAAAUUGGCAUUUAAUUACUUAAAAGCAAAACGAUAUGUGGAUGCAAUUGACGUAUGUCACCAGGUUCUUGAAGCACAUCCAACUUACCCCAAAAUCCGAAAGGAUAUACUGGAUAAGGCCCGUGCAUCGUUAAGACCUUGAAAGCGAUUGUUGUUAUGGAAGCGUUGGGCAACAGACGGCAGGGAUCCCUCAGCUUUUGCAGCCUUUGCAGUUCACACAGGCUCCAGCUGACAGUGUCGCCGAAGUGUGUCCUGCCUUCUCCAGCAGAGGCUGCUGCUGUCCGUGGACAGAGCUGAUCUGUGGUAUCAUUGGUGGAGUGGCCGGAUGAAAGCUCAUCUUUCUCCCUGCCAUUAGGCACAAACGGUAGUUCUCUGAUAAAGCCUAGCUCAUUUCUACAGAGGAUAUUUUUGUUAAAGUCUAGGUGAUAUACCUUUUCUGAAGAGUAUUAGAUUUUCCAACAAUCUUAAAGUCUACUGUUACCUGUUAAUUUUCUAUUAUAGUUUGUGAUAUGAUCUCAUGUAAUUUAUGAAAAAGAGUAAGUAUUUUAAAUGUAUAUUUUAAUAAAGAUUUUUGUGAA